Grosmannia clavigera kw1407 is the source of this 3015-nucleotide messenger RNA. Its product is annotated as fungal specific transcription factor. Gene Ontology annotation, biological process: regulation of DNA-templated transcription; DNA-templated transcription. Gene Ontology annotation, molecular function: zinc ion binding; DNA binding; DNA-binding transcription factor activity, RNA polymerase II-specific. Bases 1 to 3015 code for a protein of 1004 amino acids. The record is from RefSeq and is a predicted model, not a curated record. The transcript is spliced from 5 exons. NCBI's taxonomy places the organism in Eukaryota, Fungi, Ascomycota, Sordariomycetes, Ophiostomatales, Ophiostomataceae.
AUGAACCGUCCGCGUCCUGACGCGGGCUUCCCAUUGCCUCCCAUUGGCGCCCCGCCCAUGAUGAGUCGUCCGCCGCAGCAGCUCUUUGGUAACACGUUUGACCGGCUGCCACCGAUCCACUUGCCGGCCGACAUGGCGGCUGCCCACAUGUUUGGCAGCGACCCGAACGCCUACAUGGACGAUGCCAACGAGGCCAAGAGGCGGAGGAUAGCAAGGGCCUGUGACAUGUGCCGCAAGAAGAAGAUCAAGUGUGACGGCAAGAUGCCGUCGUGCACACAUUGCGUGAAUUACAAGACCAAAUGCGUCUUCACGCAGGUAGAGAAGAAGCGGAACCCGCCAAAGGGCGCAAAGUACAUUGAGGGCCUCGAGAACCGUCUGGGCCGGAUGGAGAGCCUCCUGCGACUGUCCGGCCUGCUGGGUGAGGACGACGGAGCGACGGAUCUGGGCACUCUGGAACGGAAGCUGGCUGAAAAGCUGCGCGAAUCGGGUAGGGGAUCGCUGGCAGCGGCAUCGAACGCGUCCUCGCCAUCACAGGCGACGUCGGCAAACGAUGGUGAUGAGUACACGCCACGCAGCUCGCUGACGUCGCCGGAACCGGGAAAGGACGGCAAGGACGGAAAGGACGGCGAGACGGGAAGCGGAAGUCGAAGCGGCAGCGGCGGUGGCGAGAACAGGUCGACAGCCACGCCGGACAAGAAGGGGGCCAAGAAGGAAGAGGAGGUGGAGGCGUUGUCGGAGAUGAUGUGUUCGCUGGUGACGAACAACUACGGCGAGACGCGGUAUAUAGGAUCUUCGUCGGGAUUCUCCAUCUUCUCGCCCAAGGGAAUGCAGUGGGUAAACGAGAAGACGGGCGACAACUCGUUCCAGCAGAUGAUUUCCAACGUCUCGCUGGACGACAACAAGUGGACCAACUGGAAGCCGGAGAUCUUUGCAGACCUGUUCAGCCGGCCGGUAUUUCGACCACUGCCGCCCAAAGCCGAGGCGUUGUCACUGCUCAAGGACUUUUUCGAGAACUUCAACUGCAUGUUUCCGCUCUUCCACCACCCGACGUUCAUGCACCUGGUGGAGCGGCAAUACUCCAAAGAUCCGUACCAGGGCUCGGGCUGGUGGGCGAGUCUGAACGUGGCGCUGGCGAUUGCGCACCGACUGCGGGUGAUGAGCAACCUGGUACCCCAAGAGGAGGAUGACAAGGCGUGGGCGUACCUGAAGAACGCGAUGGCGGUGUUCUCGGAGCUGGCAAUGCGAAACACGGAUCUGCUGAGCGUGCAGGCGCUGCUGGGGAUGGCACUCUUCAUGCAGGGCACGCCGAACCCGCAGCCGACGUUUCUGCUGAUCGCAGCUGCAAUCAGGCUCUCGCACAGCAUCGGGCUGCACAAGAAGGGCACGGGCUUCAACCUGAACCCGAUCGAGAUCGAGCAGCGCAAGCGGGUCUUCUGGAUCGGCUACAUGCUGGACAAGGACCUGUGUCUGCGAUCGGGACGGCCGCCAGCCCAGGACGACGACGACAUGAACGUGGAGCUGCCCGACGCCGAUCCGGCCGACAAUAUUGGCAAUAUCCCGUUGGCUGACGGCAAGGGCAAGAUGAAUCUCUUCCGGGUCAUGUGCGAGUUUGCCACGAUCGAGAGCCGGGUCUACAAGCGGCUGUACGCGACCAAGGCCACCAAGCAGACCAUUGGCGAGCUGCUCAACACGAUCGGCGAGCUGGACCAGCAGCUUGAGGACUGGAAGGACCGCAUUCCCAUCGACUUCCGGCCCGAGCACGAGAUCAAGGCCUCGCACACGCCGCUGAUCCUGCACGUCGUCAUGCUGCAUUUUACCUACUACAACUGCCUGACGACGAUCCAUCGCAUGUGCGUCCACCACGGCUACUGGACCAGUCGCCUGUCCGACUACGCCAUCCAGGGGCUCAAUGCCAAGCCGCUCAACCCGCGCAUCUACUCGUCGGCCACCCUGUGCGUCUCGUCGGCCCGAGCCUCCAUCUCGCUGCUCAAGUACAUUCCCCAGGGCGACUUUUCGUGUGUGUGGCUGAUCCUCUACUUUCCCGUAUCCUCUCUCGUCACGCUGUUUGGCAACACGCUGCAGAACCCGCUCGACCCGCGAGCCCGGUCCGACACGCGUCUGAUGAACCUAGUCGUCACCUUCCUGUCCAUGUUGGGCCAGGAGGCCGAGAGCGGCGGCGUCCACCGGAUGUUAGGCGUGUGCUCCGAGUUUGAGCGCAUUGCCAACAUUGUCAUCGACAAGGCCGAGAAGGAGCAGGCGAGCCGGCGAAAGCGGAAGAACCAGGACCCCCACGAGGUCGAAACGGCACAUCGGCCUGCUCCUAGCAUAACCAAGGCGGCCAAGACGCAAGGAGCCGUCGCAGCUGCUUCUUCUGCAGCUGCAGCCGCUUCCGCUUCUCAGCCAACGUCGCGGGCACAGUCGCUGGCACCACAGCCACAGCCGACCCCAACUCCUCGGCCGGCCAGCUCUUGCAGCACGACGACGACAGCCUACCACAACACACCGAGUGCCACGCCUGCAGAGGCUGCGGCUGCGGCCUUAACUGCGGCCGAGAUUGUCAACAGCCACCGGAUGGGCAGCCAGAAGAGUCACGGCAGCAGAGUCAAUCCCGCUGUCUCGUUGCCAAUCGGGAAUGGGGGAGGCUCUUCUGCCGUCACAACGGCACCGUCUCCAAACAUGGCGUCGGCCGACUGGGAUUCCGUCUUUGCCGGCGGCUUGGAGGACCACCAGCAACAUCAGCAGCAACAAGCCGGCGCGGGGCCGACGCUCAGCGGCGAUGCGGCCAACUUCAUGUCAUUUACCGACAUCCCGGGCUUCGAGACGGUUCCCGGCAGCGGCUUGCCCGACGGUCUCGGCAACAUGCAGUCGCCUCCCGUCGCGGACCUGAUGCCGAGCCAGCCCUUCCUGCCUCAGGACAUCUUCAACCUGCCCAUGACGCUCGACUGGGACUGGGCCGAGAUGAGCGGCGGCGCAUACCCCAGUGUGGAGAACGGCAAUUUUGAUUUGAUGGCGUGA